Molecule: messenger RNA, 573 nt
Organism: Prorocentrum cordatum
Lineage: Eukaryota; Dinophyceae; Prorocentrales; Prorocentraceae
Source: the annotation of a GenBank genome assembly
GACAUGUGCCUUGAGUAUGAGCGCAUCUCUGGCUUACGGCUAAAUGCCGACAAGGCCAUCCUCGUGCCGCUCUUUAGGUACGUACGCGAUGAAGCGCGUCGCCGGCUCAUCAGGGAAGCCCCUGUAUGGGGGGUCCUCCUGAUCCAGGACAAGGCGAAGUACCUCGGCAUGGUCGUCGGCCCUGGCCGCGGCACUAGCUCAUGGGAUGCCCCCUGCAAGAAAUUCGUCGACAGGGCCGUGCUCUGGGGGCAACUGGGCGCUGGCCUUCUCAACACCUUCGUGGCCUACCAGGUUCUCGUGAGCUCAGUCGUCAUGUUCGUCGCGCAGCUCGACCCGCUGCCGUGCUCCCGUGACGCGAUCGAGCUGCAAUCGGCCAGGGUCGUCAGGUUCGAGAGCGCCGCGCACGGCGGUCCCCGGAUACGAGCGUGGGCUCGCCAGCUCCACCAGCUGAGCCGCGACGCCAAGAAUGUGACCCGGGCGGGGCAUUUCCAGCAGUGCAUCGACCCGAACUUCUUCCUCUCGCUCCGCGACGCCACCACUGAGCUGACAGCAGCUGAGCGGCAAGUGCACGCG